AUGGCAUCACUCACUCAUACACCGAAGCGACUGGCGCUUUCAUACGUGGUCGACUGGAUCGUCAUCAUUGGCAUUGCAGCAGUUGGUGCAGGCUUCUGGAAGGUAACACCGAACCACAGACCCUUCUCCCCAGUCGACCCUGACAUAUCCUUCCCAUACGUCGAGCAUGAAAAGAUAUCAACAGGCCUCCUUGUCACCAUCGCAUUGGUCAUACCCGCUCUCGUCACGGCUUUUGUGACGCUGGUGUUCACGCCAGGACCUGGCGUGUCACGGGGAACACCAAAGUCACUCAUGUGGAGGAUGAAACUAUGGGAGUGGAAUACUGCUUGGAUGGGACUUGCGCUUGCUCUAGCCACGACGUUCUUUUUCACGGAAGGGCUUAAAAACGUAAUUGGCAGACCAAGGCCAGACCUGCUAUCAAGAUGUAAUCUAGAUCCUGCGACUGUGCAGCAAUACGCUCUAGGUGGCGAAGGGAGCCAGCUACCACUAUGGAACCUCUUGGUCUCUUCUACGGCUUGCCGACAGCCCAAUGCUUCGAAGCUGAAUGAUGGAUUCGCAAGCUUUCCUAGCGGCCAUUCUUCUUUCUCCUGGGCUGGCAUGUUCUACCUGACUCUCUUCCUCUGCUCCAAAUUCUCCGUCACCAUUCCAUAUUUACUCCCAUACACCUUCGAAUCUUCAACGCAAGAUGCCAAAAGAUAUGAUCAAGGCCUAAUCGACGGUGACUCCGACAACUUCAAAAAUGAUGCUCCCGCAUCCACCAAGAGCAGAUCAGUACCUCUGCGCAAGCAAGCGGCGGCUCCUCCGACUUAUCUUUUAAUCCUACCACUCAUCUGUAUCUCGAUCCCCGCUUAUGUUGCAUCAACGCGUUUUUCGGAUUUCAGGCAUCAUGGAUUUGACAUCAUUUUCGGCUCGUUGAUGGGCACUGUCAUCUCUUACAUUGGCUUCAGGAUGUAUCAUUUGCCUAUCAGACGAGGCGCUGGCUGGAGUUGGGGGCCUAGAAGCGUGUCGAAAGCUUGGGGGAUAGGCGUGGGUCCCCAAGGAUACACAGAUGGAAAUGGAGCUAUGACCAAGAAACGCGAUCUGGAGGCCGCUAAUGAACCAAGAAAUUCCGCGUUGGUAAGCUCAGGUGAGGUUUGA
This is a messenger RNA of Letharia columbiana, 1137 nucleotides long. RefSeq lists its product as uncharacterized. The transcript has 3 exons. Bases 1 to 1137 code for a protein of 378 amino acids. Gene Ontology annotation, molecular function: phosphatidate phosphatase activity. Lineage: Eukaryota; Fungi; Ascomycota; Lecanoromycetes; Lecanorales; Parmeliaceae. The record is from RefSeq and is a predicted model, not a curated record. Gene Ontology annotation, biological process: phospholipid metabolic process.